AGAAUGAACUUCCACCAGCAGGGGGUAACAGUGAGGCAGAUGAGUUAUACUUGAGGAGAAAUCUGUGUUUUAUAACCCAAAACUUAUUUGAAUUCAUGUGUAAAAGUUCCUUCCUGAAGCUGUUUGAGAUGCAACAAUGCCAAAUGUUCCAGGUCUGUCUGCAGCUUUUUGUUUUUCUCUCUCAGGCUGUCUCAUCUCUCCAUAUCUGGUUUAGGUUAGGGUCUCACAUGUGCUCUGAUUGGUUUAAACUUUGGACUGAAGGGUUUGUUUUUCACCACACCCUGCAAUAAAUCUUAUUCUAGGCAUUUUCCUGCGCAUCAGCCUGAGGCGCACUGAUGGGACACAGCAGGACUGUUUCUUUUCGACUUUUUAAAAAGGAUUUAUAAAUAUUUUUUUAAUCAAAAGAGAAAUAUCUUUAUAGGUAUUCUGUGGGAUUUUUUUAGAAUCAUAUUACAGUUCACCUUUUCAUUUUUAUUAACUAAGCAAAGAAGAAAACUUUUUUUCCCCCUUCUUCCCUACGUUUAAAUACGGAGUGAUUUUCUGUUUUUGGGAGCGCGUAAAAACGCACGGCCACUCCACAUGGCGCACAUGUGCAGGCAGCUUACCGGCAGCGCGGCGAGCUGCGCGGGCUGGAUCGGGGUCAUCGUCGCCACCGCCACCAACGACUGGGUCCGGACCUGCGACUACACAGUGACCACCUGCGUCCGCAUGGACGAGCUGGGCUCCCGGGGCCUCUGGGCAGAGUGCGUCAUCUCCCCGGCUCUUUAUCACUGCGUGGCCCUCAACCAGAUCCUCACACUGCCCGCUUACAUCCAGACGUCUCGUGCUCUGAUGAUAUGCGCGUGCCUGCUCGGUCUUCCCGCCAUGCUGCUCGUGCUCAUGUCGAUGCCCUGUGUCCGGCUGCAGAACGACACCUCGGCUGUCAAGCUGCGCCGCGGCCGGGUGGGAGGGGUCCUGUUCAUCCUCAUGGCCGUGUGCAGCAUCAUAUCGACCGUCUGGUUCCCCAUCGGCGUCCACCAGAGCGAGGGUCUGAUGUCUUUCGGCUUCUCGCUCUACGCCGGCUGGGUCGGCGCCGCUCUCUGUCUCCUGGGCGGCUCCGUGAUCUUGUGUUGCCACGGCAACGACAUCAGGACCCCGAGCAGAGAGAACAGCUUCUACUACUCCAGACAGCGGGGCACGGCCACGCCGAUGGACCCCCCCGCCAACCACGCCAAGAGCGCCAUGGUGUAAAAACCCGGUUCUCUGGCGCCUCAUUUCACAGACUGUGUGAUGAUGAUCAAGCUGUGCAUUUUGAUUUUUUUAACAUUUAACUGAUGCAACUGCGGGAGUGAUUUAUUGGGGUUUAGUGCUUUGCUCAAGGGCAGCCAGCCACAGUUAUAGAUACCUUCACAUUUCAGUGGGUGGAGCCUAAUGACUCAUUGUUAUUGCCUCAGAAAACAGAAUUUUACCAUCAAAUAUCAGACUGAAUUUAGUCACUAUUCGCUCUGACUUUAUUCCAAUUAAUGGAAUUAAAGAAGAAAACUUAGUCCAGUAGAGAGAAAACUAACAUUUUCAAUACAUUUUUCUCUACUAAAAUAAACAUUGCAAAAGUCGUCAAUCAAGAGACAUGAUCGACUAGAUGUGCUUUUUUAAAAAUUAAUUAUAAAACUAGAUCAAUAUUACACCGGCUUUACAUUAAAACAAAUUCAAUCGCUUGUGGACAUUGCACGAAGAAACCUCACUUUUUGCGCCACUUUUUGGUAUCAUCAGGCAAUUACUAGAAAUUACCCAGCAUGCAUUGGACGCCAACGUAAUCUCACACAGACGUUGGACUCUGACAACAAAAUUUUGGUUGCAAAUUAAAAUCAUGUUGACGUCAAAAAGCCAAUGCGGCUAAUUCGUCUAAUUGAGAUGUUUGGAGGACGUUGGAUUUUGGUUGCUUAGCAACACAAUUUGAAUUGGUAGUAGUAAUCCAUUGGUAAUAAUUAGGAUUUUCAAGCGUUCACGUCACCAGACCUAGCCAAUACACAGCAUACUCAUUAAGUUUUCCAUUCAUAAUUAUGGCUUUUUUUGUUCUUAGUUUGAAUAUCUUGUACUGGAGACUGUAAUUAUAUGAUCUGCUUCACUUGAUUCAGCAGUUGUCAGCGUGUUACAUUAACUCUCCAGGACAGGAAGAGAAGUUGUUUUUUCUUUUUUGCUCUCUGCCUGUUUAACUGACCAUGAACUCAGUUUUCAACGACACAUCACGUCCUGUCGGGAGAAUGAGAUGAGGUCAGCAACAUUAAUCUCUCACUCACCUACUUUAAUGGAACUUACAACAUUUUAAUGUUCAUUAUACUUUUAUUUUGUUAUAUUUCCUUUUUUGUCUGACUUAUGCAGCUUUUACAGUUAUUGGUUUUUACAAAAAACCUUUUAAACUGUUGCUUGUUUGUGGUUAGAGCUUGUGACUUUAAUGUUUUUUUAAUGGUUUGAAGAUGUUUCCUAAAGAAAUCCGGAGAAUUCAAGUUUUAUGUUGAACAAAGAAUGAGAUUACCUGCUCUCAUUUAAUCCAAAUAUGUCGUCUCAUGUACCAACAACUGUUUAUUUUAUCAUUUUAAACUAAUCAUAUUCACAAUAUAAUCAAUAUGUAUUAACUCUGUAUCUGGUUUUUGACUGGUGCUACCAUUAAUAAAAGUUUAAAAUCA
Seriola aureovittata is the source of this 2663-nucleotide messenger RNA. RefSeq names its product claudin 11b (gene cldn11b). The transcript has 3 exons. Gene Ontology annotation, biological process: bicellular tight junction assembly; cell adhesion. Gene Ontology annotation, cellular component: plasma membrane; bicellular tight junction. The record is from RefSeq and is a predicted model, not a curated record. The coding region runs from base 580 to 1230 and encodes 216 amino acids. Gene Ontology annotation, molecular function: structural molecule activity. NCBI's taxonomy places the organism in Eukaryota, Metazoa, Chordata, Actinopteri, Carangiformes, Carangidae.